GCGUCCGCGGCCUGGCCGGCGGAGAAUAUGGCGCUGCCCCCGGCCGCCGCGCCCCCCGGGGCUGGCGAACCUCUCGGCCUGCCGCUGUCGGCGCUGCGGCCCGAGCCGAGCGGCGUCCCGCUGCACUCGCCCUGGACCUUCUGGCUGGACAGAUCACUCCCUGGUGCCACGGCCGCUGAGUGUGCCUCGAAUCUGAAGAAGCUCUACACUGUGGGAACAGUACAGAUAUUCUGGAGUGUGUACAAUAACAUCCCUCCUGUGCCCAGCCUGCCUUUGAGAUGUAGUUAUCACUUAAUGAGAGGAGAGAGGCGACCACUUUGGGAGGAGGAGAGUAAUGCAAAGGGUGGCGUGUGGAAGAUGAAAGUCCCCAAGGACGGCACGUCCACAGUUUGGAAAGAGCUGUUGUUGGCGACCAUUGGGGAGCAGUUCUCGGACUGUGUGGCAGCAGAUGACGAAGUCAUAGGGGUCAGUGUGAGUGUUCGGGACCGAGAGGAUGUCAUCCAGGUCUGGAAUGUCAACGCCUCAUUAGUGGGUGAAGCUUCUGUGCUCGAGAAGAUCCAUGAACUCCUGCCCCACAUAUCUUUUAAAGCAGUGUUUUAUAAACCCCAUGAAGAGCAUCAUGCUUUUGAAGGUGGACGUGGAAAACACUAAUUGCACUCUGUAAAGAAUUCUUUAUCCUUUGCUGAUUGGUUUUGGAAACGGUCUUAACAGGAGGGAGAGUGAAGAGAAGACUUGCCGAAGCCCGAUGCUGGUCCAUUUAGAGUGGGUUUCUGUCCUGGCAGACUGGGCGGUUAGGACUCCGAGUGGCAGGUGUGGUUGGGGAGAGUCUGUGGGUUUCUGCCAUCAUAUCACUUGGGUGUUUUUUUGUUAUUUUUUUAAAGAAAACUUUUUUUUAAAAGCUUUCUAAAUUCUCUGUUCUUUGCACUCUUCCCCCUCCCCAUAAGGGUCCUUAUUCAGGGUAAUUAUUGUUUUCUGCACACCCUUUCAUUGAGGCAUAAGAAUUGGGUCUCCCCUUCAGUAGUUCUCCUGUACCUUGUUAAGGAACAUCUGCAUAAUCGCCACGGGACUGCCUGUGAAGCCACAGGGCACCAGGAGGAAGCCUAGCCUAGCAAACCCCCCUGUCUGAUAAAUUGUUGUGACACUUGCCUGCAGACUGUGAGCUGGGCAUUGUUUCUUUUGAGUGUGUGUUCCAUAGAAACCGUAUUCCUUGACAGCACGCACAUCUUAAACCCUUUUUAAAAAGCACUAUAAGGAAAAGAAAUUAUUGGUUUGCCUAACAUGAAAUCUUUAAUCACAAUUGAGUGUCAGGCUCAAAAUCAAACUCUAGGAUUUGGGGGCCCACUGUGCAAGUAUUUCUAACCAGAAUCCCAAGCUGGCCUUUUCAACAGAAGCCCCGUGAUUUGUCCAGAGAGGAAACCUGAUAUUUCGGAUUCACAGAAGAGGCCCUGUUUAUUACUUGUGUGGAAUGGAGUUUCUUCCUAAGUUUCCGCAUGUUUACCCACUUAGAACCUUCCACAUCAAUUCUCACACCUUGUGUUAAGUGAUCCCUCUUUCCUGCCCCGGUCAUGUGUCUUUUCUGAAAAUCGAUGGCCUUCCAGCGUGGCCAUCAUUUGCACACUGUUUCAGGAAGCACAGUUGAACUUGAGUGCAUCUCGUUCCUAUUAACUGUGCUAUUAGAUGUUGGAUGAGACUACCAAAGAAAUAGUAGCUUCAAUAGAAGAAAACCUUUCAGAGUAUUGUAGCUCCUCCCCGGUGUUCCUGCUCCCUUUUAACUUUGCCCCACCUCCCGGUGAUAUUCCCUGUGAAAGGGCCUCCCUCCUCUUGGCUUGGACUCAGGGCCAUUGGACCAGUGUGGGUUCUAUAUUUCUCAAAAGGGCAAAUUUUUAAUUCCUCUUGCACUGUUGGCCAGCGGAGAGAUGGGGCUGCUCUAAGCCUCCCACAUGGACUUGUAACUAACAUUCCCCGUUUAGAUAUUUUAAAUGGCUCUCAGUAGCAUCUGUUUAUAAGAGUCGUGGCCUCCACUUGCAUUGCUAAACACUCAGCCAAAAUAAUUAGCUGUCAGAGUUUAGAAAGUACUUCUCUUCUGAACCCAAGCCCCUCGACAGUUUCACUCAUUAAAGUGUUGGAUACUUCCAGAAAAAUCCCAAGACGUGUUUGUCUAAAUGACGUGUACCUCUCUGAACAAUUUCUAAACUUGUUUUAAAAGUAUAACUCAAGGAUUUAAAACUUAUUCUGGACAUGAAUUGAAAUUCCUUUUUAUAAGUAUUUUUCUGAUAGAUUAGCAAAAAGGAUAUAACUGACUUCCUUAUUAUAAUUGUCAUAUAUAUAUUUCCAUUAGUAAAUAAAUUUUGAGGAAUUUUUAUUUUUGAACUUUAUUUAAAACAUUUGUGAUGACAUGUUCAAUUUUUGCAUGUAUGUAGCUUUUGAAGUAAAAAUAAAAUAAAAUAAAAUAAAUAGGAAUGUUAGGCUCA
This is a messenger RNA of Peromyscus californicus insignis, 2471 nucleotides long. RefSeq names its product eukaryotic translation initiation factor 4E family member 3 (gene Eif4e3). The transcript is spliced from 7 exons. Gene Ontology annotation, biological process: translational initiation. The record is from RefSeq and is a predicted model, not a curated record. The coding region runs from base 28 to 651 and encodes 207 amino acids. Gene Ontology annotation, cellular component: eukaryotic translation initiation factor 4F complex. NCBI's taxonomy places the organism in Eukaryota, Metazoa, Chordata, Mammalia, Rodentia, Cricetidae. Gene Ontology annotation, molecular function: RNA 7-methylguanosine cap binding; translation initiation factor activity.